Sphenostylis stenocarpa is the source of this 951-nucleotide messenger RNA. The record is from the annotation of a GenBank genome assembly. NCBI's taxonomy places the organism in Eukaryota, Viridiplantae, Streptophyta, Magnoliopsida, Fabales, Fabaceae.
AUGUCCCGCAACCUCCAUGAUGCAUCCAUGGUUGAAAGACAUGAACAAUGGAUGAAAAAAUAUGGUAAACUAUAUAAGGAUGCUGUUGAGAAGGAAAAACGUUUCCUCGUAUUCAAGGACAAUGUUCAAUUCAUUGAAUCUUUCAAUGCUGCUGGGAACAAACCGUACAAGCUUGGCAUCAAUCACCUAGCUGACCAAACCAAUGAGGAAUUUAUUGCUUCCCAUAAUGGAUACAAGAGAUCGCAUGAGUUGAGAAUAACAACACAAACACCAUUUAAGUAUGAAAACGUUACUGAUAUUCCUACUGCAGUGGAUUGGAGGCAAAAUGGAGCUGUUACUCCAAUCAAGGACCAAGGCCAAUGUGGUAGCUGCUGGGCAUUUUCAACAGUUGCUGCAACAGAAGGUAUCUACCAGAUAACUACAGGUAAGCUAGUGUCCCUCUCAGAGCAAGAGUUAGUGGAUUGUGACAGUGUGGAUCAUGGAUGUGAUGGAGGUCUCAUGGAAGAUGGCUUCGAAUUCAUUAUAAAAAAUGGUGGAAUCACCACUGAGGCAAACUACCCCUACACUGGAGUUAACGAAACUUGUGACACAAACAAGGAGGCUUCUCCUGAAGCUCAAAUAAAAGGGUAUGAAACAGUACCUGCUAAUAGUGAGGAAGCGUUACAGAAAGCUGUGGCAAACCAACCAGUGUCGGUUUCCAUUGAUGCUGGAGGAUCUUCUUUCCAAUUUUACUCAAGUGGGGUUUUCACAGGGCAAUGUGGAACUCAACUAGACCAUGGUGUUACUGCAGUUGGUUAUGGUAGCACCGAUAAUGGUACUGAAUAUUGGAUAGUGAAGAAUUCAUGGGGUACAGAAUGGGGUGAAGAAGGAUACGUAAGAAUGGAACGAGGCAUAGAUGCCAAAGAAGGUCUAUGUGGCAUUGCAAUGGAUGCCUCAUACCCAAUUGCUUAA